This is a messenger RNA of Mytilinidion resinicola, 2533 nucleotides long. RefSeq lists its product as uncharacterized. The record is from RefSeq and is a predicted model, not a curated record. Bases 424 to 2433 code for a protein of 669 amino acids. Lineage: Eukaryota; Fungi; Ascomycota; Dothideomycetes; Mytilinidiales; Mytilinidiaceae. The transcript has a single exon.
CUUCUCAACAUAUCAUGUCUUAUUAUUUCUUUAUUUACUCUUUUUUCUCUCGGUCUCUGAUACCAAAACACCGACUUCCAUCAAAGUAGCUCUCCAUUCUCUAUCAUAUACGGUACUAAGUCAUAAGUUUGGGUACAGGGAAAUACCACUGCUCGGACUGCGCUCUUUUCCGGUCGACAACACUGUGAGAGGUACCCCGAUGAGCAGAUAGCUGGCCAGUCUAAAGGUAGCCUGAUUUCCACUGCAUCAAACUUUACAUUGUGUUCCCAUUACAAUAUCAGGCCAUAGGUUCGGACACGUCAAUGUCCCACUGAUCGGACUCAACGCCUGCUUGCUCGACACCACUGUAAGGCGUUCCCCAGCUAGCAGGCGGCUAGUCAGUCAAAAGGCAACCUAAUUCCCACAGCAUCGACCAUAACCAAAAUGUGCAUCAUCCACACCAGCGAAGCCGCCGACUGCGGCCACACCGUCGAAGAAGACUCCCACCUCUGCCGCGCCGCCCGCCGCAACCACGACCUGGAAUGCGACCCGCCCACCCGCAUCGUCGAAGGCAGCGUCCCGGGCCUAUGCCGCGUCUGCCGCGAAGCGAACAUGGACCGCCGUGACAUGGCCGACACAGCCCGCGUCAUCGAGGCCUCGCGCCGCGCCGCCGCUGCUAAGGAAGACGAGCGCCUCCGCUCCACCCUCGAAGCAUCACGCCGCCAACCCCCCGAGCGCUGGGAAGCAGACCUGCAAACCGUCCUUGAGCGCUCCAGGCGCGAAGUGCCGCCCGCAGGCUGGGACGGCGACAUUGAUGCUGUACUCGCCGCCUCCCGCGCGGACUUCGAGGCACAGGAGGCGGAGCGGGAGGCGCGGGAGGUCGAGAUGCUGACCGCGGCGUCGAUGAGGGAGUGGUCGGAGCAACUAGCACGUGCGCCGACGGAGUAUUACCGCUUCAGUGUGAAGUUUGCGUGCGGGCAUACGGUCGAUAUGGGCGCGUCGAAGAUCGAGAGGCAGCCGGGGGCGCCGGGGCCGGGGUAUUUUGAGCAGGAUGAUCCGUUUGAGUGUCCGGAUUGUCAGGGGCGGGGCGGGUCGAGUAUGGGGCCGGCGGCGAGAUGGGAGGCACUGAGUAGACCGAGGCCGGAGAAGAAGAGAGAGGAGGGGGGGAGUGUGGCGAGCAGUCAGGUGCCGGUUGCGAGGAGUCAGGCGAUGAGCCAGGCGAUGAGAAAUGUGAAUGAGUUCGAGGAUCUAGCACCGGGGAGCAAGGGUAAGGGGAGGAUGGAUACGGCGAGUGUGGCGAGGAGUGAGAAACCGGCGGCAUUACCAUCAUCCUCACCGGGAGUUGGAGGGUUGACGAAGCAGAUGGGGAAGAUGGGUAUUGAGAAACCGAAGCCGUUAGAGCAUGUCUUACCUUCGGCUGAGCAGAUGCGCCAGAAACGUCUCGCUCACCUCGGGACAAUGCCAAAGGCUCCAAGUAAGAAAGGCCAGUCUAUUUCUCAGACUAGAGAAGCUGCCUCUACGCGUGGCCAAAAUACCUCUCAAGUGCAGAGCUCCACUUCCGGGCGUAGAGAAUCCAAGUCUCAGAUAGGCGCCGCAAGUCCAAAGACUACAGCAAGCCCCAGGAGCCCGUUGAAUCCAGCGUUCAAGAAAUCCACGGAGACAAAACCGCAGGAACCUGUGUUGCCUCCGGCAGAGAAGAUGCGGCAGCAACAUCUCGCCCAUCUGGGCGCAUCACAGCAGCCUUCGAAAUCGAAGAGAUAUUCGGCUUCACGAACUGGAGAUAAUUCCUCUGUACGCGGUCAAGCUGUUCCUCGACAGCAAGAUACUGCCUCGGUACGUGGGCAGUCUAGCUCACAGGUUGGUACAUCAAGUUCAAGAACUGUGGUAGGAAGCUCUAGUAGUCCGCUAGGUCCGAUGGCCAAGAAACCCACGGAAACAAAGAAGCCUGUCGAAGCAAAGAAGGCCAUAGAAGCGAAGAAAGAGACGGGACCCGUUUUGACUCCCACAGAGAAAAUGCGCCAGCAGCGUCUCGCGAACCUAGCCGGGUUGCAACAGACUUCAAGUCAGAGAGGGGAGUCUGCCUCACGAGUUGAGGAUUCUUCGUCGAUGCGUGGCGCCUCACAACGAAAUGACUCCAAUUUUAUGCGUGGGCAACAUGGCUCGCAGGCAGGGACGGUAGGUCCAAGGACGGUAGUGGGCUCUCAGGGUUCGCAAAGUUCGACGGCCAAGAGGCCUACAGAACAGAAGAACCCCGCUGCGGCCACAAAACCUGUGGAUAUCAAGCCUGCAGUGUCUAAGCCUGUAGCAGCCAGUCAAGCCACAGAUAAUAGGAGUAUAGUGAGCAAGGCUCCGGAGCCAGUCAAAGAAGCUGAGGAGGAAAAAGACUCUGAAUCCGAACCAGAGCCCGAGGACCCUGAUUACGUUCGUCAGCAGCGCCUGGCACGCUUCAAGUAGACUGCGAGGUGAAAUUGAAGGGGAUGAAAUGUAAGUUAGUGAUAUAGCUGCAGGAAUGGGCUGGUAGAUUUUAAUUUGAAAUGAAAAGGAAGAUCAGCAG